AUGGACAAGGAAACAGCGGAGGCGCUGACGAGAACGAAGGCGCUCUACGACGCCGCCGCGGUGCUAGAGACGUCGCACCCUCGCGCAGCGAAGCGGUGGUGACGCAAACGCAACACCGACACCACAAAAACCAAACAGGCAACAUUGGUGGCGGACGCUCUGCAUGGCCUCCUUGGCGGCGGCCCUGGCGCCGCCGCCGCCGGUGCGUAUUGGUUAUGUGACGGACAUCGAGGGGAACCUCGACUAUUUCCGCCGCUACGUGCGCGCGUCGGGCGUGCUGCGCUUCGACGACGACGCGGAGACGGAGCUGCGCUUCGCGGACGACGGCUGCAGAUUCGUCUUCGGCGGCGACGCGGUCGACAAGGGCGACGGCGACGUGCGCCUCUGCCGCAUGCUCGCGGACCUGAGCGACCGCUACGGCCGGGACCGCGUCGCCCUGCUCGUCGGCAACCGCGACCUGAACAAGCUCCGCUUCACGGCGGAGCUGUCGCCGGAGGCGCUCGCGACGCCGCCGGAGGCCGUGCCCGGGCCGCACUGGGACGACGCAGCGCCCCGGCUCGCGGACUACCUCAAGUCGAAGAGCCUCGACGACUCGCGGGCGAACCGGCUCCGGUGGAUGCUCGAGCACACGCUCGGCUGCCCCGGGACCUUCGAGUUCCGGAGGGCGGAGCUGAAGCAACUACGAAACGGGGCCGACGUGACGGACGACGACGUCGUCGACUCGUGCGUCGGCGAAGUGCUCCCCGGCGGCGCGCUCCGCGCCUACCUCGAGCGCGCGUCCGUCGCGGCGCGGUUCGGCUCGACGCUCUUCGUCCACGGCGCCGUCGACGCGCAGACCGCCGGCUUCGUGCCCGAUAAAAACACGCGCUUCCGCGUCGGGAGGCACGGCGACGCGGGCUUCCCGCCGACGAAAAGCUUCAUGGGCGAGCGCGACGUCGACGCCUGGGUCCGCGACCUCAACGCGCUCCUCGCCUGGGGCCUCGAGGACCACCUGGCGCGGCCGACGUUCGCCGCCGACGGCUCGCGCGGCGGCGACUGCCUCCUCGCGCUGCAGAACCGCUGCGCCGUCUGGGGCCGAUCCGUCGUGUCCAACUGCUACGCCGACGGCGGCAACGUCGACUCAAGAUCCGCGAUGACGCGGCGCGCGCGGAUCUGGGCCGCGGUCCGCGAGGGCGCGUCGACGGGCGCCUACGACGCGCGCGCGUUCGAGGCGUCGACCAAAUACACGUCGGACGCUAGGGACCCGGCGGUCCACGCCUGGCUCCGGCGCUCCGGCGUGAAACGCGUCGUCGUCGGCCACCGGCCCGUCGGCGACUCGCCCGCGCUGCUGCGGGCGGCGGCCGGCGGCGUCGAGGUCGUCAUGGCCGACACGUCCUUCGCGGACGUCGCCGCGCCGGACAAGCGCGGCGCGAGCCUGGUCGUCGCGACCUUCGAGGGCGACGACCUCGAGCGCACGGCGACGCGCAUCGUCGGGUCGCGCGCGGACGGGGCGAGCUACGAGGUCCGGGUCCCCGCGCCCGGCGACGACGCGGACGCGGACGACGUCCUCGGCACGGUCGACGCCGACGGCUGGUGGUGCAAGGCCCGCUGUGAAGACGGGUUCCUCUUCUCGCGCGGCGACGGGCGCAAGGUCGAGUACGACCUACGACCUCCUUAAAGUCUAAGAAGCUCCAGUGUGUGGGAAAUGACUACGUCGGCGCCGGGCCGGGCC
Molecule: messenger RNA, 1711 nt
Organism: Pelagomonas calceolata
Lineage: Eukaryota; Pelagophyceae; Pelagomonadales; Pelagomonadaceae
Source: the annotation of a GenBank genome assembly